AUGGAGUUGAACCGAUAUCUCAAGGCUGCAGCACACCAGUCUAAGCCAAAAUCUCGUCGACUAGUUUCUGGGCUUAGCCAAUUUGGUGUACUAUCAGUGCAGGAUGCCAACAGGCGAAUUGGUGCCCGAAAGAAGGCAGAAGAAAAGAAGGAGGAGCAGCGACUUCAACGGUCUACUAGGACUUCUUUGGCCACCACCCACCCCAAAUAUGACCGAUUGGAGCUAUGGAUGAUGGGAAUUGAUGAAAACGCCGACCAAGAAACUAUAGAUAGUAUUUUAAACAGAAAUCGAUGA
Aspergillus chevalieri is the source of this 294-nucleotide messenger RNA. RefSeq lists its product as uncharacterized. The record is from RefSeq and is a predicted model, not a curated record. The coding region runs from base 1 to 294 and encodes 97 amino acids. The transcript has a single exon. NCBI's taxonomy places the organism in Eukaryota, Fungi, Ascomycota, Eurotiomycetes, Eurotiales, Aspergillaceae.